Molecule: messenger RNA, 630 nt
Organism: Rattus rattus (black rat)
Lineage: Eukaryota; Metazoa; Chordata; Mammalia; Rodentia; Muridae
Product: EKC/KEOPS complex subunit LAGE3-like
Exons: 3
Coding region: 1-630 (209 amino acids)
Cellular component (GO): EKC/KEOPS complex
Source: RefSeq, a predicted model, not a curated record
AUGCAGGACCCCGUUGAGGGCUUAGGUGGGAGAGCGGGGGUCGAAGAAGGCGAGGAUGGCCAACGGAGGCCUCAAGCUCCGGAUGCCCAGGCUGGCUCUCGAAGUUCAGCGACUGAAGGUGACCAUGGCAACUUCCCUCGGAGUUGCCCACAGGGCUCCGGGAGGCUGGCCGCUCCUAGGACCCCGGCCGCUCCCGGCGGUCAGGCCGCUCUGGGCGGGCCCGGCCCGGGGAGUGCUGCAGGGUCCGGAGCGGCGGCUGCAGAGGCCGCCGUCAUCGCCCACGGCGAGCAGGCGCCGCUCGUCCCGGGACCCAGCGGAGACACCGCGUCGACGACCGGGAGUCGGCUCCUGGAGUUCUCCGUGACCGUGCCUUUCCGGACCGCGGUGGAGGCGGACAUGGCCCGCAGGUCCCUGGUCGCCAACGCCCGUCGCCAGCAAGUGAUGGUUCAGCAGGAGUUCACAGUGAAUGAUAGUAUCCUGGCCGUUAGGUGGACCACCGAAGACCCCGUCCUCUUCCGCAUCUCCAUCAACAGUUUCCUCGACCAGCUCUCCCUGGUGAUGAGAAACAUUCAGCGCCUGGAGUUCGUGGCCAUCGUCAAACGGGGACGAGGAAGGAGUCGCGAAUCCUAA